AUAUUUAAAAAAAUUUUUUAUUUUUAAAUGACAUAUAUUAAUUUUAAAAAUAAUUUUUUUCCAGUAAAAACAAUAUUCAUUCCUGAUAAAUAUUUCUUAUUCAUUUUUUUUUUUUUAGGGACCACCUUGUGUGACAAUAAUCUUUCCAAAAAUGUUUGGAAGCCUGACUUGUACAAACUUCAACAAGAAGCUCCUCAGCCAUUAAAAAUUGAACCUCAACAGUAUGUCAUACCUAGAUCAGAAUUCUGCGAUAAUGAUUAUCACGGUCCACUUUCUAAUGCAGAAGCAGUAAAAAUGUUAACAAAAGAGGGUCAAUAUUUAGUUAGAAAAAGUUCUAGCAGUUGUGAUAAAUUUUUCACACUGUCAUUGAGGUUUAAUAAUAAAGUUCACAAUUACAAAUUGUUUUACGAGAAAGGUAAUUUUUUCGUAAAAAAGGAAAGACUUUUUCAAACUGUUUACGAUUUGGUCGCUGAUGGAUUGGUUACUUUGUACAUUGAAUUACAUGCUGGAAAGUAUAUAAGUGUUAUGCAUGGAGAGUGCAAUUAUGAAAGUUCCCCACAUUUUACAUUAAACAGAAUGAAAAGAGAGAAAACAGUUCCUCCUGUUGUAGAAAAAGUUAAAAAUUCAUUAAACGAAGAAAUCUGUAAAAAUCAUUCAUUUAAAGUUCAUAAUUUCAAAGGAUUGAAUUGGUGUGAAUUUUGUGGUAAUUUUUUAUGGGGUUUCACUGCUCAAGGAGUUAAAUGUGAAGAUUGUGGAUUCAUAGCUCAUAAUAAAUGCUCAGAAAAAGUUCCUAAAGAUUGCUGUCCAGAUUUAAAACAAAGUAGAGGAGUUUUCGGAAUUGAUUUGGAAACUCUUGCCAAAUCCCACCAAACCCUAAGGCCUUUCGUAAUUGAUAAAUGCAUACAAGAAAUAGAAAGAAGAGGCGUUAAUGUUGAAGGAUUGUAUAGAGUAUCAGGAUUUUCAGAAGAAGUCGAAUCAUUAAAAAUGGCUUUCGAUAAAGAUGGAGAAAAGGCGGAUUUAAGCCCUGCCGUUUAUGACAACAUUCACGUUUUGACCGGUGCUUUAAAAUUGUAUUUAAGAUUAUUGCCAAUACCUCUUGUUACUUAUGAUAUUCAUCCAAUAUUAAUAAAAGCUUUAAAACAAUCUUCGGAAAGUGAAGAAAUAAAAACUAUAAGAAACGCUUUAAAUAUGCUUCCUCCUGCUCAUUAUGAAACAUUAAAGUACCUGAUCAAACAUCUACACAAAGUUGUCGAAAGACACGAGUUUACUAAAAUGACGACUUUAAACAUGGCGACGGUUUUCGCUCCGACAUUAAUGCCGGUACCUGAUCUCAGUAAAGGUAUCCCAUCGGUGGUAAACGAAAUAACCACAUUGGAAAAAUAA
This is a messenger RNA of Pediculus humanus corporis (human body louse), 1383 nucleotides long. RefSeq names its product N-chimaerin, putative. Lineage: Eukaryota; Metazoa; Arthropoda; Insecta; Psocodea; Pediculidae. Gene Ontology annotation, molecular function: GTPase activator activity. The transcript has 6 exons. The coding region runs from base 28 to 1383 and encodes 451 amino acids. The record is from RefSeq and is a predicted model, not a curated record. Gene Ontology annotation, biological process: regulation of GTPase activity; signal transduction.